Messenger RNA from Cyanistes caeruleus (blue tit), 7501 nucleotides. It is a transcript of the gene CD28, whose product is annotated as CD28 molecule. The record is from RefSeq and is a predicted model, not a curated record. Gene Ontology annotation, biological process: T cell receptor signaling pathway; T cell activation; immune response. NCBI's taxonomy places the organism in Eukaryota, Metazoa, Chordata, Aves, Passeriformes, Paridae. Gene Ontology annotation, cellular component: external side of plasma membrane; membrane.
UGUAUCAUGUGCCGCAGAGGGGGGAGGAGAGAAAUUGUGUGAGCACCUGAGGCUGCAGACUGGCCCCACAGGGAAGGACGGCUGGUGCUGUGGGGCGCUGGGAGUUGUGGCAGUGCCUGCAGGGGGUGGAGACAAGGCAGCAGGCCCCCCAUUAGCACCAUGCUCCUGGGGAUCCUCGUGGUGCUCUGCUUCAUCCCCACUGCUGAUGUAACAGAAAACAAGAUUUUAGUGGCUCAGCAUCCUUUGCUCAUUGUAGCUAACCAAACUGCAACUCUAGUUUGCAACUACACAUACAAUGGAACAGGGAAAGAAUUUCGAGCUUCUCUACACAAAGGAACGGACAGUUCAGUUGAAGUUUGCUUUAUCUCAUGGAACACAACCAAAAUUAGCAGCAAUUCAAAUAAAGAAUUCAACUGCCAGGGGUAUCAUGAUAAAGACAAAGUCAUCUUCAGUCUUUGGAACAUGAAUGCCAACCAAACUGACAUCUACUUCUGCAAAAUUGAGGUUAUGUAUCCACCCCCAUAUGUCUACAAUGAGAAGAGCAACGGGACUGUCAUUCAUGUGAAAGAGACACCCACCCAAAUACAAGAGCCUCAGUCUGCAAUUCCUUUGUGGAUUCUGGCAAUAGUGACUGGAAUUCUUGCACUCUACAGUAUGCUAAUAACUGCAGUGCUUAUUAACUACUGGUGUCAAAUGAACAUCGGAUCUGCAGUCAUCACAUCUGAACAGCAAUCAACAUAUGUUGCAAGGGGUCAACCAAGGGUUGUGCAGCUCCUGUAUGCUGAUUCCUGUUCUGCACGUCUCCAGCACAGCACAAUACAACAGCCUGGCUAUUCUUUGCUUCCAGGAACCAAAGCCCUAGAAGACAAAUGCCGAGGAGGUAGCCUGUGUUAUCUCUGCAGUGUCUUGAACCUUCCCCAUUGGGGUGGUCAGGCUUACUAAAGCCAAAAGUCUUGGACAUUCCUUCAAGUCUGAAUAUUCCAAAUUCUAAUAUCAUCCUCCUGUAUAACAUUUUUUCCAAAACGCCUCUUUUUUCUCCUGUAGCUAUAAAUGUGAACCCUGCAUCUCUGCCAAACAAUAUCAUAUCUUCCUUCUUUGUGCAUCAUCUUUUCCCUUUCAUUUCUAUUCCAGACUCAGCAGUUCAGGAACCCAUCCUAUUUGUUAAUCUCUAACACCUUUGUGCAGCCUUCCACAUGUACUCCUGUCUGACUGGUUACUUGCUUCACAAAGACCAUCUUGUAUGCCACAUUCCUCCUCAGCUAGGGGUAUGGAGUUGCCAUAGGAGACUGAAGCCAUGGGGUGAUUGGAUGGGUACAUGUUUUCUGUUUGAAGGAUUUGGGGGUCUUUCAUACCUUUGAUUUUUCCCAUCAUCUUCAAAUUUUCAGUUGUGCCAAACAGCCACGUGGGGAUCCCACAGACCACAUGCUUCCCAGAAUGCAUUUAAUUUCUGUACAUUUCAUUUCCUGUGCAUAGCAGGUUCUUGGCUAUUGCCAAGUUCAUUAUGCAUGCAGACAUGCUCUGACAGCACAAGCAACUUUGGCUACUGAUGGUAUGUUUGACUAAUAAAAACGCGGUACAAAAAUCUCGAGUUUGAAGAGCACACAGGCGAAGUCCUCAGUGCGAAAGAUCAAAUCUUUCCACUUUCAGCAAGGGUUUUGCUUUGUGACUGGAAAAUGCGUUGUACAAGAUGAAUCACAGGCUAAGACAUCAUUUUGUUAGUCACUCAUACUAACCAGAAAACAGGCUAGGGUGAUUAGAACGGGAUCAGCAUUGUUAAGGUCCAGUAAAGACUGGGAAAGGCUGAAAACAGCACUAGGUUGUUUUGUAGCCAAAGUCAGUGCCUUUAAGUGACUGUGAGAGGGAAACUAGCUGCUUAAGUUGAUGCAAAUGGACUGUUCUUCACAAUUAGGUGCUUUUGUUAGAGCAUCAUGUUACAAUAUGUUACAAUUCCAGCCUCAAGGGCAUGCAGAUAGUAUGAUGUGGCAAAUUUGGCUGAAAAAUGUAUUAGGAGGCUGCCAAUUCCAUAUUAACCCAUUUGCAAAGAAACAAAAAGUUGAAUGAUCUCAAAUUCAUGGUGGGUUUUUUGUUUGUUUUCUUUUUUCUUUUUCUUACUGGAUCUUCAGGAUCAAGGCACUGGUUCUUAUUUCCUGCUCCUCUUGCUGUUGUUGUUUUAUUAAGAAUUAAAUACAACUUUAGAUUACAUAAACUUACCAGGAGCUCUUCAGUUUCAUUCAUCUGACCAUUGAAAUUAUGAGGAGUUUUCAAAUGCCACAGUUUUCAUAGCCAUUGUAUCAUUAGCUGGCUACAUCAUUCCUUUUCCUCAUUGUCUUCUUAUUCCUUCAAGGGAACUAUUCUGGAUUGAUUGAAAUGUUCUCAUGGGUUGAAACAAAUCUGGUUUUUCAAACAGGAAAGAUUACUACCUAACCAGCAAAAUCAAAGAUGCAAGUAAACAAUUCGUAAGAGUUCUGUGGAAAUUAACGUAGUAGUUUCAAUCUGAUAGAAGGAUCAAAUAGCCUUUUUAUAAUAUCCUCCUCUAAAAUAAAGAAGCUUAAGAAAUCAUAUACUAAAAUACCUUAAAAGACAAGAGAUCAGGCUGCGAAAUUAAGAAAUCAAAGGUGGGAAAUGCCAGAAGGAAGCUUUCCUAUCCAGCCUCCCUUCUGCCCCGCUGUGUGACCGGAGUGACUCUUUAACUAGACUGCAUUUCCCCCUGCUGAGCCGAGCCCAGGCUGAGCGGGGCGGUCCCGCUGUCUCGCAGCGCUGCAGGAAAGCUCCGGCUGGGGCCGGAGCAGGCGCGCAGCGGGCGACAGAUUCCGACAGCAGCUCAAGCUCUUGUCAUGGAGGGCUGCAGCAGGGCACAACUAGCAAGCAGGCUAGCUUAGAUAAUAGCUAAAUUAGUGCCCGACAGCCUCGUCAGUGCCCCACUAAAUUAGAUCACUCUGUCGUGAGUCAGAACGAACGAAUUUUUCUGCUAUGUUCGCUGCCUGUGACAGCCCUUGGGCUACUUUAAUCUUCAAACACCAGUGGUCAAGAUGAGAGCUGAUUUAUUUUUUUCCUUCAUGAAAAUGAUUAAGUAGAUUACUCACAUUUCUUCCUGGGUUUCUUAGCCUUCCACAGACAAAUCAAAACUGGCUGCAGAACGAAAAUUGUUUCUCUGCAUAGCUCAUCAGCUCCUGAUACUUAUGGACAGAAGCUGAAGUCCAGGGUGGAAUGACGCCUUCGAGAGCAUUAUGCCCUCCUUGUAGCUCUUUCUCUCAUUAGCUGAUUGUUGAAAUAAUGCUAAUGUUUUAUCUUAACAACAAAAAAGUAUGAGACUAUGAAGAUACAGAAUUGGACAGCAGGGGAAUAACCUCUGUCCCUCCUGCAGACACACAGUUGAUGCUACUUUAAAGCCCAGCCCUGUGAGGGAGCAAUUCAUCAGUAAGGAUGGGAGAAGCAAAAGGGGUUAAAGGAGAAAUCACUCUGAAACCUCUUCAGUGAAAUUCUGGAACAAUCCCUCAGGGAAUGGAAAUGAACAAACCAGCUGUAGGAUGUACUUCACAGCUCAGACUUUUGCCUCUCCCUAGCCAUGCACUAGAAAAACACCCUAGUCCUUCUUGCCUCAAGAACUACUUUUUACUGUUUGGCCACUCUGCAUUUUUGAGACAUAAGCUGCAUUGAUGGUGAAAGCCAGGUUAGGUCCUGUGUGUGGACUUGGGUGCACAGUCAACUCCCAAGAAACUCUUGAGAUGAAAGCACAAAAUAUGUUCAAAGGGCAAUGGGCAAACAAAUUGGCUGGAAAGGUAGGAUAGAUGAAUGGCUGUCUGCAGGAAAAGUGAAGUUACGCAACUCCAGAGCUUUCCUCUAGCAACUAGAGAAGCACAUUAGUUUGAGCAGCUGUAGUGGAUUUCCUCCAGUAAAACAGCUCUUGGAAAGAUGAAGUGAUUAUUUCAGGACAUUUAAUUCAAAAUAACCAUAUUAGGCAAAAAAAGAUUUUGAAAUACCCUUAUUUCUGCCUUUUCUGUACUAAAUGAUUGCUUACUUACAAAUCCUACACUUAACCUGUAGUAUGAGCUUUUUAAAAUCAAUGUUCCUUUGUUGUCCCUUUUUUUAAAAUUUUUUUUUAGUUGAAAUUUGUAUUAAGGUGUUUAUAUUGUAGUUAUGCAAUCUUAUUUCAAACCACUGAGGCAGAGGCAAAAUGAGGACCGGGGUAUAGGCAGGGGACAAAUAGACUGCAGCUUAGUCCAGUCCCAGCAUGGCAGUUCCCACCUACUGUAAAAAGACUUCAGGUACACAGUAGAGUUCAAAGAGUCCACAGAUUACAAGAGCAACCUGGUGAAGAAAUGUCAGUUAGAAAUGAGCAGCAGAAACCAGCUCUAUUUUCCUACUGCUGUGGCUUUGCUUGGUGACGAUGACAUACAAAGAUUAAGCCUAACUGCAUGAGUUCCAGUGGUUUAUCUCCUGUUUUAUCAUCGCCAGUAAGUGAAGGAGAUGUGUGGGUGUCACCUGCAAAAAAAAAAGAGGUUGCAUUUCUGAGAGAAAAACAUCUGCAGAUCCAAAAAGGCAAAUGGUCUUGUUUAAUUCAUGCAUAUCCAGUUUCCUUCCUGUCACUAAUCUGCAGCAAUGAAUUUAGUCUCCUGGAUUUCCUUAGCUUUAUUAUGCUGAGAGAGAGUGCAAGAGAAAGGGAGACAGAAAGACUUGAGCAAUAUUAAGCGCCCAGAAUGACUUCAAUCACUGAGGUCAUUUGUAAAUCACUAAGAUAGCCUGGCUCCCAGGGCAUGGAGUUUGAUUUUCCCUCCCCCACCUCCAAUCUGCUGAACUAUGGAGAUUUGCAACAAGAAAAGCUAUCUGCUGUGCAAUCAAUUUACAGAAUAACAUUUUGUUUGGUCUGCUAUUGAUGGAAGCUAGCAGAAACUGGAAGCCCUGGGUUCAUGACACAAGUGUUAGAAUCCAUGUAGAUGUGGUUUUUCUGCCCUUGCAAGUUUAUGUCUGUGACAGAAUGAACCUCUGCACACAGUUAACACUGCUUGCUGCAUACAUUGCACAGAAAUCACUACUUUAAAAAGAGGUUUAAAACAAAGGCAUCCCCUACAUUGGAUAUGGAGGGAAACUACACAUAUGGACAUGUAAACAACUGUACAAACACAGAUGCAAGCUUUGGUCUUUCCUCUCCAUUAUUAUGUAUGCAUGUAAAUAUAAAAUAAAAAAAACAAGCCAGUGAGCAUAUGUCUUGGAUUGCACAUCAAGCACAGUAUGCUCACUGCAUCUAAGGUAUCUCUAGAUUAAUAAUGUUUCACUUGGCUGACUUGUCUGGAUCAACUUACUAGCACUGAGAUAUAAGAAGUAUCAGAAAAAUUAUAAAUUCAGACUAUCUGUAUUUAGAAGUAAGACUUUCCUACACCUCCAAAUUUGCUGUUAUUUGCUUUAGCUCUGGACUGGAGAGAUAUUCAUAAGACUUUUAUCACUAAGCCCAGUGAGAGCACUGAUAAACAUCCCUUUUGAUGGCAGAUCAGAGAGUGGGUUCCCUGUGGCUCUCGUACAGCUAUUCUAAUUGUCAAAAGUGCAUGUUGUACUCUUUUUGUGCCCCCGCUACAGCUCAGGAAAACAAAGGUCUUGACUAACCCUUCUUGCCCAAAUCCAAAAUACAAUAUUCACCUUCCUCAUUAAAUAGACCUUUUUAUAAAAAUUAAACUCACUUGUUCUCGAUAGUUGCCAUAAUGAAUGCUUGGUCAAUAAAGAUUAACUCCUUGUUCUUGCAAACAACAAGUUCUUGUGCCCGUUUACUGAUGGAAGGAAUCCAACUGAUGUAUCAUUAGUUGUGUGAGGAAGUUGCACAUCUGUACAACUUGGUGUGGGAGUGUCUUCUUCCCUCAUAUAAAUGCUGGGUUACAGUGUGGGUCAACAAACUAAUGUUUAGCACUUUUGACUACUGAAGAGCAGAAGAAAAGAUCAGAACCAAAAAUCUGUGAAAUCAGAGGCACCAAUCAAUUCAGUGCUGCCUCUGUUGAAUGACACGAGCACUAGCAGCUGAGUAGCACUCUCAGAUCCCUUAGGACUGAGUUCAUGCUCUAAUCUCUCCAAGUUUAGCAUUUCAUAUGUGUAUAGAUUGCAAAGACACGGGAAAAUUCUAAAGGAUCCAAGACAGUGGGAAAAUACAGAGAAACAAAGGGUUUUACUUGCUAAAGUAAAGGUUUUGUGCUGACAACAGGAAACAAGAGACAGUGCAAAGGAUGUUGUGGCUGUUGGAAGGGCCGCCACUGUAGCUACUGUGCGUACCUGGGUGACUCAUCAUCACAGUGACACUGGCUUGCACUCUAAAGUCCCUCCUCUCCCAGCUGAAGCCAGCUGGCUCAUCCUGCCUGGCCUCUCCAUGUUUCAUCUCUGCUAGGUUAUCAUCUGGAAAGCACUUGGGCUGGCACUAGGUUGGACUAGAUACUGGAGUUGUGAAUAUACAUGUGACACAUGCAGGAGUGACACACCAGUCCUUGCUUGAGGAGAUGAGAAAUGGAAAAAGAAAGUGAAGGAGGAAGCAGAGGUGUGGUGCUUAUGCACAUGUACAAAACUCAGCAGUUGUUGAGGACAGAAAGUACAACUGCAACGUUUCUCACACUGCUUGUAAACUCCACCCACUGCACCCACCAUGGGUACAAGUGCAUCUUGUGGGGGACUCACUGCUCCACAGGAACUAGAGGUGCUAAUUAUUUCGUCACUUGUAAAGCUUCAGGAUUGGGAUAUUUUUUGUAAUGAGUUUUCCUAUGGUCACAGAGUUGACCAUCUCUCAUCGGCCUUCCAUAACUCAAGUUGUCCCUAGCACUAUGGACAGAGGAUGACACCCUUUGGUUAUCAGAUGAUAGGGCUGGAAAACAUGUUUCCAUGUAAAAAAGAGUGUCUGCUGCUGUGGGAGUAAAGUAGUAAAGCAGUAUGGCCGUACACUGUGAUAAUAGAGUAUGGCAAAUUGAAGGCAAACGAAAGUCAAAAGAUCUCUGUCAGAAUUUGUCUGUGCCACCAGGCUGACCCUUGUGAAGGUCAUCCAUCCCACUGCUCUUCAGGCAAGACUGGGAAUACACCACAUUACACAGCAAGAAGGCAAACGAAGGUGAUGAAUCUGACUUGGGAGCAGGAGCUUCAGACUGACUCACAGUUUUUAUUCCUCAAGAGGAUUGCCAGGGUAUUGACAAGCAUCCUUGGCAUACAUUCCCUCUUCAAACUGUGGAACUUGCUCUGCAUACAAAGGAUAAAUUAGUCGGCAAUUUAUUCUUGCACAGAUUGCAAUCAAAUUACUGUACAGCAAGAAUAAUGACUGAAGUCUAUUCCUUCAUCUUUUCCUGCAGACGCCCUGUAGCUCUGGGUAGCUGCUGUCCCUACACACUUGCUGGCCAAGAUCACCUGUGCUAAGAGGUCAUCAGAAGGACUUGGCAGAAGCAGUGUGAUGUAAAGACGACAGAGAGAAGUGGAUAAGUGAGCUUUGUGGCCAGCACUGCCUCUGAGCUUCUACUGGCACUUUCUAUGUAUCUUCGUUAUUGUG